This is a messenger RNA of Ctenopharyngodon idella (grass carp), 1971 nucleotides long. RefSeq names its product C-C motif chemokine 2. Gene Ontology annotation, biological process: positive regulation of GTPase activity; positive regulation of ERK1 and ERK2 cascade; inflammatory response. The transcript has 2 exons. The record is from RefSeq and is a predicted model, not a curated record. NCBI's taxonomy places the organism in Eukaryota, Metazoa, Chordata, Actinopteri, Cypriniformes, Xenocyprididae. Bases 225 to 701 code for a protein of 158 amino acids. Gene Ontology annotation, cellular component: extracellular region. Gene Ontology annotation, molecular function: CCR chemokine receptor binding; chemokine activity.
UUGCCGGUAAGUUUUUUUUCUCUUUCUCUCUCUGUGAACGAGGUUACAUGACUUGAGCUAUGGUGUGAAAUAAAGUGAGUGAAAAGUUAAAGCUAGUGCAAAUGUGGUUUUGGAGCUUUACCCCUGUAGCUCUGCCACAGAACCGAGUGGUUUUGUGUUCAUGUUGCUAUGUGGGAGAAUGAAAAAAAAGAAAACUUUACUGAAACAUUCACUCAAUGUGAAGUAUGAAAUAUGAAUUAAUCGUAGCGAUUAAUUUGUGUUCAUGUACAGAUGGACCUCCAGCGACUUGUUGCCUCGAGCUAAGAUCCAGCAGAGUGUCUUUGGAGAGAGUUAAGAACUACAGAAUACAAACUAAAGGACUGUGUCCCAUAAAAGCAGUUGUGAUCCAGACUGUAUCUGGGAAAAGUCUCUGUUCUGAUCCUAACAGUAACUGGACACAGAGGGCCAUGCGGAAGGUGGAUAAAGAGAGAGAGCAGGAUCCUGUACCUACAGAAGCAGCAUCAGCGGACGGGAGCAGAGGACGGGCAGAUCCUGUCACAACAACUGAGCUGCCAUUGAAAAGAAGGCGGAAUAGAGUAAAACCAAGACAAAAGAGUAAAAAAGAAAAGUCAAAGACAAGCACAAAAGCCCAUAAGGGUCCCAAAGAAAAGAGAUCAGAAAGAGGCGGUGUAAAAGGAAAGAACAAGAAGGGAAAAAACUGAGGAAAAUAUUGUGCUAAAACAAGAUAAUUUUGUCUGUCAUUUGUCUUUGACCUUUUUUUUUUUUCAGAAUUGCAUGAUAUAAAUUCGCAAAUUGCGAGUUAUAAAGUCAGAAUUGCGAAUUAUAAACUCAUAUUUGUAAGAAAAUGUCAGAAUUGUGGGAUAUAAACUCACAAUAGAGUGGUGCAGGGAUGACGUCAGAUCCUGGAAGUCUAAUUCGCCGCUGAAGAUUUUCCUAUGAGGUUUUAUGAUGGCGUUUUUCAGUUUAUGAGUAAAAUAAAGCCUGUACUUUGACGUUUUGUUGUACAGCGUACACUGCACACACUCACAACUGUCUUAUCUAGUUACUUAUUAAAAAUUACCGUUUUCAAAAAUGAACAUAACUGCUUCAAAUUCACGUUUUUGGUAUGGGUGUGUUGUAGAACAAAACGUCAAAGUAUACUCAAAAGUUAUGUUUACCACAGACUUUAUUCUACAGAUAAAUUGAAAAACCGCAUAGGAAAAUCUCGAAGGAACCAGCGGUGAAUUAGUCUUCCGGUUCUGGCGUCAUCCCUGCACCACUCUAUUGUGAGGAAAAAGGUCAGAAGUUUGAGUUUAUCUUGAGUUAUCUUGCAAUUCUGAGAAAAAUAGUCAGAAUUGUGAGAUAAAAAGUCACAAUUAUGUUUUAAAUUUCUGAUUUCAUGUCAGAAACAAGUUUUUAUAUGCAGUUUUUUUUUUAUUAUUACUAUUUUAAUCAAAUCAAUUCUAUGUAUUUUUCAUAAAGUAGAAGCAAAAGAUUCUGUUUGCUAGUCAGAUCUGUAUGAAAAUUCCCAAAUGAAUGUUAAUGUUAAUGCUUAUAAUUGCUUUACUUUUUGGUAUAAACAAACCCUUUCAUAAUUCCUGGCAGCAAAAAUAUAAACUGGUUGAUUAAUCACAAAUAAAUAAAUUAUGUAAAAUGCAGAUGAUGUACAUAUGUUUUGAAAAAGUAUUCUGCUCAGACAGAGAUUGUGCUCAGUUUAGUUUGACUUUAUGGUGUAAAGGAAGAGGGAUUUAAGCACUGAUUGAUUGACUGAUGUUCUUUACUGUGGCUGAUGCUGUACUGGAUGGAUGGAUGGAUGGAUGGAUGGAUGGAUGGAUGGAUAAGUGGGUUUAGGUUACAGGAGAUGGCAGUAAUUUUAGAAACACUAUUAUAAUGAGUCAGCAAUAACCAUGAAAGUGUAAAGAGCACAUACAAAAAGAUGUAAACAAAAAUGUUGUCCUUUCAUAGUAAUAAAAUUAUUUUUUAUUAUUUUAA